Labrus mixtus (cuckoo wrasse) is the source of this 3801-nucleotide messenger RNA. RefSeq names its product MAF bZIP transcription factor Ba (gene mafba). Gene Ontology annotation, cellular component: nucleus. The record is from RefSeq and is a predicted model, not a curated record. The coding region runs from base 479 to 1675 and encodes 398 amino acids. The transcript has a single exon. NCBI's taxonomy places the organism in Eukaryota, Metazoa, Chordata, Actinopteri, Labriformes, Labridae. Gene Ontology annotation, biological process: regulation of transcription by RNA polymerase II. Gene Ontology annotation, molecular function: RNA polymerase II cis-regulatory region sequence-specific DNA binding; DNA-binding transcription factor activity, RNA polymerase II-specific.
GGCUCCGAGCGCAGUCUGCUGGAUACCAGAGAGUGGGAGAGAGCGAGAGAGGCGAGCCUUUAAAUCUCUGCGGUGCAGAGCUGGAAAAGCUGCUUCUAAGCGAAAAUUCAGACGCCCUAUUUACUCCGCUUAUUCGCUCCUGUUAUUUUUUCCUGGAGAAAAAAGGGACUUACUACUAAGAAGUUGCAACGAGGACUGGUUCCCGUCAGCGAACAGACGUGGUAUUUCCUUAAUUAUUAUUAAUAUUAUUUAUGUUGCUUUUUUUCUCAACGCGCUUCUACUGAAGGGACUGAGGUUUUACUUUUGCACUGAGACGCAUUGCUUUCUACCUCCUGCCUGGUCUCGCUGCCAGAUUAUCCCAGCAGAAGUAGGCUAUAUGACGCAAACUGUGCGCAGAGCAUUAGUCUGAAAGUUUUUCCUCCACUCUUUUUUUUCCUUUUUUUUUUUUUUUUUUUUUCCACCAAUCGCACGGUGUUUCAUGCUACAACAAGUCCGUGUGCAGCGGUGGAGGAGCCAAAAGAACUAUUGCAUGAAACAAGAAAGGAGAGAACAGACGCUGAUUAACAAGUCAGUUUUUGCGACGCUCGCAGAUCUGCAAAAGAGUCGCGACAACAACAUGAGCGCAGAGCUGAGCAUGGGCCCGGAGCUGCCCAGCAGCCCUCUGGCUCUGGAAUAUGUCAAUGAUUUUGACCUGAUGAAGUUCGACGUAAAGAAGGAAGGCCUGGCAGGGCUGGAGCGCAACGCUGUACGCCAAUGUAACCGUCUCCAACCCCAGGGCUCUGUGUCCUCCACACCCAUCAGUACACCCUGCAGCUCGGUGCCCUCUUCGCCCAGCUUUAGCCCCACAGAACAGAAAAAUCACCUGGAGGAGCUGUACUGGAUGCCGAACAAUGGGUACCACCAGCAGCUGGACCCCCAGACCCUGUCCCUGACCCCAGAGGAUGCGGUCGAGGCCCUGAUUGGAGCCACAGCUCACGGCCACCCUCCACCUCCACAUGUCCAGCAGCAACUUCAGCAGCAAGGCGGCUUUGAUGGCUACAGGGGCCCACACCACCACCACAGCCACCACGGCCACGGUCAACAGCACCAUCACCCGUACGCAGGGGGCAUCCCGCACCACUCCGAGGAGCUGUCUGGGCACCCGGGCGCUCACAACCACCCACACAGUCAGCACCAUCAUCACCACAGCCAGGACCCCGACAGCCCGUCCCCGGUGUCCCCCGAGUCGCUCCAUCACCACCGCCAUCAUCACCACCACCAUUCGCACGGCCACCUGAGCCAGUCCCACGGCUCCGGGGGCGGCCUGAACGUGGAGGACCGCUUCUCCGACGACCAGCUGGUGUCAAUGUCAGUGCGGGAGCUCAACAGACACCUACGGGGCUUCACCAAGGACGAGGUCAUCCGCCUCAAGCAGAAGAGGCGGACCCUGAAGAACCGGGGCUACGCACAGUCCUGCAGGUAUAAGCGCGUGCAGCAGAAGCACGUGCUGGAGAACGAGAAGACGCAGCUGAUCAACCAGGUGGAGCAGCUGAAGGCGGAGAUCAGCCGGCUGGCGCGGGAGCGGGACGCCUACAAACUCAAGUGCGAAAAACUGACGGGUUCAGGGGCCAAUAACGGGUUCCGCGAGGCCGGCUCGACCAGUGACACCCCUUCAUCACCAGAGUUUUUCAUGUGAGUCUUCAUCGCCUUUUCUUGUGAACAAACUCUCCCCUCAAACCCCCAAACUUUUCUUUCUCCACAAAUGACUGAUGCGCAAAAACACACCUCCCAUACUGUUUAUUAUACGAAUAACAGUAACAACUAUAUUCAUAUUAGAAGAAUAACCAUCGACUAGUAUUCUCAUAUAUACUCAUCUCUCCAUCCACGUGUCAGCUGAGAUACAAAGAGCAACGUAGAGAGUCUCAUCAGCAGCAUCUUUGUAGAUUAGUUGCUUGUAGUGAAGAGACUUUUUUUCUUCAGAGAAGAGGAUCGGCUGAUGAACUUUUCCUUUUUUUUUUUGUUCUUUCUUUUUCCUUUGAGGCUUUGAAAUGAUCUGUAAGUAUUGUGGGGAUGUUGCGAGGCAGUUGUCUUGUAAUUUUGUGUCUCCAAAAAAAUACAUGACAUUGUUAUAAACCAAGUGGGCCUCGCAGCCUGCAACACAUUCAAACAAGUGGGCUCUGUAAUCUGAGGAAAAAAAAUCUCCAAAAAGCAAGACUCCACUUUAUGCAAAUUUAACUUCAGUCUGCUAACCCGUCACAGAGGGAGGGAAGGGUUGAGGACAUUUUAUGCAACAUCUCAUUGAUUUAUUGCCUGCUUGGUUAUAUUCGAAUAUAUAUAUUGAAACAAAAAAAAUCUGCAUUAAAUAUUAAUCCUGCAUGCUGGACAUGUACGGUAAUUCUAUUUUGUACUUUCAUCUUUUUCGUGUAUAUUAAGAGCAUGUUGUUGAUCUGCGCUUCUCCAUAGUUUCUUGGGGGGUUAUCAGAGAAAUGCAGUGGGGACAGAACAGCAGGACUGCCGGUGCAGUAUCAUAUGGUGUGGUGUUUUUUUAGGGGCUUGUAAAUAUUAUGCAACCGCAAAACUGCACAACAAGAUUGAGGAGGCUGGUUUGAACUUCUUUCUUUCUUUGAGUUGUGUUUUUAUUCCAUUUAUUUUUUAUGAUUGUUUUUUUAAUCAUUUUGGGGGUAUUUGAACAAGAGAGAAAGCAUUUUAUUUUUCAUUUAAAUUCAGUUAAAAAAAAAACGUUGUGUGUUUUAAGUGCACUUUUUGGAUAAUGUUUUGAAGUUUUCAUUUUGAAAUUUGUGCAGACCUCCCUCCAGGAAGACAUACUAUGAUACUAUAUUGUGAUAUUCUUCAACACACAGGCCUGAGUGCAGAGUUUCACAGUAAUAUUUGGACACGUGUUCUGCGAGGCUGAGGAGACGAACAUGUGGCCACAAUAUUAUUGGAGCCAGAUUGCACAGAAUACAAUGCUUUUUUACGCAUGAAGGCGAGGUUUCUGCAUUCUGUAUAACACACACAAUGUGGCAAAAAUGUUCUCUGUCUUUUUAAUUCAACGUGGCUUUUGUGCCAUUUCCUCAGAGAAGUGCUGUAACUUUUUAACAAACCACAUUAAAACCCGACAAAAGCUCAUGCAAAUCGGCGGCCACCUGUAGCAUAUCACAACUGGGCCUAUUAUUGAAAAAAGUGUUUAUAUUUUUAAAUGUAAAGAGAAACAUCAUUACUUUUCAGGGGUUUCUGUAUAGUUCAUUUUUAGAUAACGCGAGCGUUUUAACAAAAAAGUGGAACUUUUAAUGCUCUAUGUUUUCCUGAUUUUUUUCCUGCCGGUCAGUAAAAAAGGGGACUCAGGUGGUUCAAAUUCUCAAAAUGAAAACAAUUGUUUAUUUUAUGUUAUACGUUUGUUUAUUUUUCAUAUGUUUUAUUAUUAUUCGAUGAUUCUGGUUCUGCUGGCCAGAUGCAUAGUUAAAGUUUUUAUUUUAAUGAUUUAAAUUAACAAACUGUCAGAUCAUAUCGAAUAAGCAUGGUGCUUGCAUUUGAAACUAUUGUUGAGAAGUCAUGCAUUUAACAAUCUUCUUUUUUUUGUUACUGAUUCAACUGUGUUGAAAUCGAACUGAGACUGCAGCAGCGGGUUGUUGUUUUGUUUUCACCUGUUCCAUGUAUUUUGCGAUGAUGGGGAUCAAUUUUCAAUCCUGUUUAUAUAAAAAUGAUAGUUAAACACUUAAAUUUGAACUGUUCCAUUCAGGCUGGUUUCUGUUUCGUCUUAUUUUUGGUUGUUUUUGGAAGAAAUUGUUUCCUAUUUUGCUUAUUAAAGUCAUUGAAAUGGCA